Molecule: messenger RNA, 1648 nt
Organism: Paramecium sonneborni
Lineage: Eukaryota; Ciliophora; Oligohymenophorea; Peniculida; Parameciidae
Source: the annotation of a GenBank genome assembly
AUGUAUGUGGAUUGGUAUAAAGGUUUAAAUAAUAAUAAAGUAUAUAAGAGUAUGUAUAUAUAAAUAUUAGGUAGGAAUGAUAGAGAAUAUAUAAAAAUAUAAGCAGAAGUUGAAGAGUAUAUAUUUAAGAAGAUUUUUAUUGAACGUGAAGGUGGAUGUGAUAAUAGAAAUAGAAAUGAAUUAGGAUUGAUUAAGAAUGAUUUUAGUUUGAGUAUAUAUAUAUAUAAUAUAAAGAAUAUAAGAAAAUGAUGACGUAUUUUGGGGUUAAAAAAGUUGUCGUAAAAUUGAUUUAAAUUUAAAUAAAUUUGUAAUUCUAUCAAUAAGAAAAGAUGAUGGUGAAUGAAGAGUUGUAGAAUGUUAAUGAUGGUAGUAAUUAUAAGGCUAAGUUUGUACUACCAAAAGGUCAUUUUUUAUUUACAAGUGAGAGUGUAAGUAGUGGACAUCCAGAUAAAUUAUGUGAUUUGAUAAGUGAUAGUGUUUUGGAUGCUUGUUUAUAAUAGGAUCCAAAUUCAAAGGUUGCUUGUGAGACAGCAUGUAAAAAUUCAUUAGUGAUGGUGUUUGGAGAGAUUUCAACUCAAGCAUAAGUAUCUUAUGAGACAAUAGUAAGAGAUGCAAUAAAGAAAGUAGGAUAUGAUAGUAUAGGUAAUAGAUAUAUAGAUAUGUAUAAUAGAGAAAGGAUUAGAUUAUAAGAAUGCAUUAGUAGUGGUAUCAUUAGAUUAAUAAUCAAAUUAAAUAAAUUCAGCAGUAGUAAAAUGUAAAGAUGAUGAUAACAUUGGAGCAGGAGAUUAAGGAUUAAUGAUUGGAUAUGCAACAGAUGAGACUCCAGAAUUGAUGCCUUUAAGUCACAAUUUAUGCAAUAGAUUAAUUGGUAGAUUAUAGGAAUGUAGGAAUAAUGGUAUAUGUUAAUGGAUGAGACCAGAUGCUAAAGUAUAGGUUACUGUAGAAUAUAAAGUAGAAGAUUAAUCUUUAUCACCUGUUAGAAUUCAUAAUGUUGUUAUAUCUUAAUAACAUGAUGAAAAAAUAACACAUUCUGAAAUUGAAGCAGAAUUACAUUAACAUGUUUUAAAGUAUUAUUAUUUAAUAUAUUUUUAAUAGAUAUGUAUUACCUAAAGAAUAUGUAGAUGAAAAUACUAUAUAUUAUUUAAAUCCAUCUAAGGCAUUUACUGUAGGUGGACCAUAAGGUGAUGCAGGAUUAACAGGUCGUAAAAUUAUUGUUGAUACUUAUGGAGGAUGGGGUGGACAUGGUGGAGGUUGUUUCUCAGGAAAAGAUCCUACUAAAGUUGAUAGAAGUGCUGCUUAUGCUGCUAGAUGGGUUGCUAAAUCAUUAGUAGCAUCUAAAUUAUGCAAAAGAGUUAUGAUCUAAUUAGCAUAUGGAAUUGGUAUUAGUGAACCAUUAUCUAUAUGUGUUAAUUCAUAUGGAACACAUAUCUAAGGUAUAGAUGAUAAUGAUCUAUCUUAAAUUGUCUAAAAUCAUUUCGAUCUUAGACCAGGUGUUAUCAUUAAAUCAUUAUAAUUAAAUAGACCUAUCUAUGCUAAAACAUCUUCAGGUGGACAUUUUGGUAGAAAUGAACCUGAAUUUACAUGGGAAAUCCCUAAAAUUAUUAAUCUUCAAGCUUGGUAAGCAAAAAGAACGUAAUAAUCAAAUUGA